Molecule: messenger RNA, 2842 nt
Organism: Theobroma cacao (cacao)
Lineage: Eukaryota; Viridiplantae; Streptophyta; Magnoliopsida; Malvales; Malvaceae
Product: mogroside I-E synthase-like
Molecular function (GO): quercetin 7-O-glucosyltransferase activity; quercetin 3-O-glucosyltransferase activity
Source: RefSeq, a predicted model, not a curated record
AUUACUUACAAAUUUCAUAGCUGGAGCAUCAUUAAAAAUCUUCGGAGGGGCCAAAAUAGGAUUUUCCAUAUCUUUGUUGAGAAAUUAUGAAGCUGUAAAGAAUCCUUAAAAGCUCAAGGGGUCGGCGGCCAGGGCUGCUGUCAGCAUAGGCGGACCCAUGUUUGGAGCACAAAUUUUCUGACCCUGUUCUGUGACCCGUUUAGUGGCCCUCUUAUAAUUUAAUGCCACGUGUAUGAUAGGUUUUUAAUUGUUAACGUCAGCUGUUAGGUCAUUUGUACUGCCGUUUAGUAGUCUAGGUUAAUAUCAACCCUAUUUCUUUAAGAGGCAUGGAUUCCAAAUAAAUAAAUAAUAAUAAAAAGAGAGAAAAGAAAGUGGCGGUGGGCAAAUUUGAAAUAGAAAUUCAACAGAAACACGUAAUCUAAAAGCUGAGGAAGCUGGAGAGGUCAAAUCACAUACUUGCUGCCAAAGGCAGUGGCCAAGGCUUUUGUCUGCCAAUAGAGAUGCCUGCAAAAUAGGAUUCUCUUCCCACGGCUAUAAAAACCGGGAGAGAAGCACAAUGAAAGAGGGGAAGAAAAAAGAGAGAAGAAAAAAUAGAUUUCUGUUGGUUCUAGAAAUCCCCAAAAAAAAAAAAAAACCAAGAAAACAAAAAAUCCCUAGUUUCUAGCAGUCGGCAUUAUACCCAAAGAUCUUCAAAAAAAAAAAAAAACCAAAAAAAGAGAGAAAGAAAAUCAAAAAAUAUUCUGGAGAGAAGGGUUUUAUUUAGGGCUUCUGUGAUUUAGGAAGAAAAGAAGAGUUUAGAGGGGUGAGAAAAGGGGAGAGAAGAUCAGUGUUUGAGUAGUGGAGCAGCGGUAGCCUAGGGGUAGAGGUUUUGGUUUGGAGAGAAGAAGGGAGGCUGGAAAAACAAACAAAAAAAAAAAAAGGAGAGAGAGGAGAAAGGCGAAAAGAAGCUGCGGGGAAGAAAGGAAAACGAGUUUUAAGUUGGGCAUUGUAGAAACGACGCCGUUUAAUGGGAGAUAGGAGAGUCAAAGGACGUCGCGUUGGAGGACUUGUUUUGCUGCACUAAAUGGUGCAUUUGGAGUUUGAAAGUGAGCUAAGAUUGUGAAAUCCAAUUACACUCUUCCGAAGCUUGAUUUGUUGAACUCUUGAGACAAGCCCGUGACCUCAGCUGGACCUAGAGAACAGGCCUUGAAGCAGACCCUUGGUUUUGGUACUUUGAGCUCCGCCCGUGAGCCCUCCAUCAAACCCAAGACUCUGAGGCAAUUUCUGCCCAAGCUUAGAGACUAAGAGAGAUUGGAACAGCGGCUCGUCAGAUCGGAUAGGGAAAAAUGAAGAAACAAGAAAGUGUUUUUCAGACACACGUACUGGUUUUGGCAUUGCCUGGCCAAGGCCACAUCAAUCCCAUACUACAGUUCUCGAAACGCCUGGGUUCCGAAGGACUGGAAGUCACACUAUGCACUGCCUCUGUUAAUAAGUCUAUGCCUGUCCAAGUCGGUCCUGUAAAACUUGAGCUAGUUUGUGAUGAGCUUCAAGUAGACAAUGAUAUACUUGAACGCUUCAAGGCAGUUGUGACCCUAAGACUACCACAGAUCAUCGCGAAACUAGGCAUAAGUUGCCUAGUUUAUGACGCACACUUCCCCUGGGCGCUCGACAUAGCCAAAAAGCUGGGCCUCCCUGCAGCUGCAUUCUUCACUCAAUCAUGUGCAGUUGAUACCAUCUACUACAACGUCCAUGAAGGAUUGGUGAAGCUUCCACUUGCCGAGUCCUCUUUGUCCAUUGAUGGCUUGCCACUGCUUCAAGGAUGCGACCUGCCAUCAUUUGUUUAUGAUAUAGGAUCCUAUCCAGCCUUCUUACACACGUGUGUUAAUCAGUUCUCAAAUUUCAUGGAAGCUGACUGGGUCUUUAUUAAUACUUUCACUAGCUUAGAAGAGGAGGUACUUAACUGGAUGGCCAGCCAGAGACCGAUCAAGGCUAUUGGACCUGUAAUUCCAUCAAAGUACCUAGAUAAACGAGUGGAGGAUGACGAAGAGUAUGGCUUACACCUCUUCAAGCCGGAGAUCGACAUUUGCAUUAAUUGGUUAAACUCAAAGGAAACUGGCUCAGUUGUUUAUAUAUCAUUUGGAAGCCUGGCGGCCUUAGGAGAAGAGCAAAUGCAGGAGUUCGCAUCAGGCCUACAGAGCAGCAACAGCUACUUCCUGUGGGUAGUUAGAGAAACUGAACAGAAAAAGCUUCCUGCCAGCUUCAUUGGCGAGACUUCAGACAAGGGGCUGGUAGUUUCAUGGAGUCCUCAAUUAGAAGUUUUGGCUCACGAGGCUGUGGGUUGCUUCAUGACUCACUGCGGUUGGAAUUCAACGCUGGAGGCGUUGAGCUUGGGGGUGCCUAUGGUAGCAGUGCCGCACUGGACAGACCAAACAACUAACGCAAAAUAUGUUGCGGAUGUGUGGCAGGUCGGAAUCAGAGCUAGGAAGGAUGACAAAGGGAUCAUCACCAAGGAAGAGAUACAACGGUGUAUAAGGGAGAUCAUGGAAGGAGAUAAAACUAGGGAUAUUAAAAGGAAUGCAGAGAAAUGGAAGACACUAGCGGUGGAGGCAGUUAAUGUCGGUGGAAGCUCAGACAAGAACAUAAGAGAAUUCGUAGCAAAACUUACAUGCAAUUAGCAGUCAAUUACUCUAAGUUAGUAAGUGCACCAUGCACAUUCCCCUUUAGCACUACAAUAAGAAAAAGAAAGUGCAAGCGCAACGCCCACUCUCCACCCUGUGUAUUUCCAUCCUUUCUAUUUCUGAAAAACAGAGUACAAUAGUACUUAUCCCAAAUGAAAUAAUCAAGCAAAUUAAACCAUUCGUAA